Serinus canaria (Common canary) is the source of this 1911-nucleotide messenger RNA. RefSeq names its product solute carrier family 6 member 20 (gene SLC6A20). Gene Ontology annotation, molecular function: L-proline transmembrane transporter activity. Gene Ontology annotation, biological process: sodium ion transmembrane transport. The record is from RefSeq and is a predicted model, not a curated record. The coding region runs from base 33 to 1811 and encodes 592 amino acids. The transcript has 11 exons. Gene Ontology annotation, cellular component: plasma membrane. NCBI's taxonomy places the organism in Eukaryota, Metazoa, Chordata, Aves, Passeriformes, Fringillidae.
GCUCUGCUGCAACCUCUGCCUGCAAGAAAGCAAUGGAGAAAUCCAGACCCUUAUGGGACAAUCCCCUGCAGUUUGUUUUCGCCUGCAUUUCCUAUGCUGUGGGGCUGGGAAAUGUGUGGAGGUUUCCAUACUUAUGUCAGAUGUACGGAGGAGGUGGCUUUUUGAUCCCAUACCUCAUCAUGCUGAUUGCCGAGGGGAUGCCCCUGCUGUACUUGGAGCUGGCUGUGGGGCAGCGCAUGCGGCAGGGCAGCAUCGGCGCCUGGAAAAUAAUAAGUCCCUACCUCUGCGGUGUUGGAGUUGCCAGUGUUGUCGUCUCCUUCUUCCUCUCCAUGUACUACAAUGUGAUAAAUGCCUGGGCCUUCUGGUACCUCUUCCACUCCUUCCAGGACCCCCUGCCAUGGGCCACCUGCCCCCUCAACAGCAACCGCACGGGCUACGAGGAGGAGUGCGAGAAGACAUCGUCCACGCAGUACUUCUGGUACCGGCAGACCCUGAACAUCUCCCCGGCGCUGGAGGCCAGCGGCAGCGUGCAGUGGGAGCAGGCGCUGUGCCUGACGCUGGCCUGGCUCGUGGUUUACCUCUGCAUCCUCCGCGGCACCGCCUCCACCGGCAAGGUCGUCUAUGUGACAGCCUCUUUGCCAUACUGUGUUCUCAUCAUAUACCUCAUCAGAGGAUUAACACUUCAUGGAGCUGUGAAUGGGCUCAUCUACAUGUUCACACCAAAGCUGGAGCAGCUGUCGAACCCCAAGACCUGGAUCAGCGCUGCCACGCAGAUCUUCUUCUCACUGGGCCUUGGCUUUGGCAGCCUCAUCGCCUUUGCCAGCUACAACGAGCCCUCCAACAACUGCCAGAGACACGCCAUCAUCGUAUCCCUCAUCAACAGCACCACCUCCAUAUUUGCCAGCAUCGUCACUUUCUCCAUCUACGGCUUCAAGGCGACCUUUAACUAUGAGAGUUGUAUCAACAAGGUGAUCCUGCUGCUGCUGAAUGCUUUUGACCUGGAGGAAGGCUCUUUAACAGCAGACAACCUCAAUGAGAUGAAAGAUUACCUCAUGGCCACCUACCCACAGGAAUAUGCCCAAUUAGCACCACAGAUUAAAAACUGCAGCUUGGAAGCUGAGCUAGACACGGCUGUCCAGGGGACGGGACUGGCAUUUAUAGUCUAUUCGGAAGCGAUCAAAAACAUGGAGGUGCCCCAGCUGUACUCUGUGCUCUACUUCUUCAUGCUGCUGAUGCUGGGCAUUGGCAGCAUGCUGGGGAACACGGCUGCCAUCCUCACGCCACUGACCGACAGCAGGGUCAUUGCCUCCCGCUUUCCCAAGGAAGUGAUCUCAGGUGUUGUGUGUUUCAUGAAUUGUAUAAUUGGCCUGAUCUUCACCAUGGAGGCUGGAAAUUACUGGUUUGACAUCUUCAAUGACUACGCAGCCACCCUCUCGCUGCUGCUCAUCGUGCUGGUGGAAACCAUCGCUGUGUGUUACAUCUAUGGGAUAAGGAGAUUUGAGAAAGAUCUUUACACCAUGAUUGGAUGCAAGCCAAACUGGUAUUGGAAAAUUAUGUGGGCUUUUGUUAGUCCACUGCUUAUUAUAAGCCUAUUUAUUUUUUACCUCACCGACUACAUCCUCACAGGAACAUUGCAAUACCAAGCAUGGGAUGCCACACAGGGCCAGCUGGUGACCAAGGAUUACCCAGGCUAUGCCCUGGCGGUGAUCGGGCUGCUGGUGGCAUCAUCUACCAUGUGCAUACCGCUGGGAGCACUAAUGACUUUUAUAAGGAAGAGACUGAAGAGGGAACGAGUUUCAACUGUUGCAUGAAAGCUGACAGCUGGAUUUGGGAAGACCUUACCCCCAUCACCAGCGACUGGGCACUUCUGGAAGACAGCAGCAACCAUUAUUUGUAGCAGCUACUUAUAGA